Boleophthalmus pectinirostris (great blue-spotted mudskipper) is the source of this 1224-nucleotide messenger RNA. RefSeq names its product limbic system associated membrane protein (gene lsamp). The coding region runs from base 106 to 1119 and encodes 337 amino acids. Lineage: Eukaryota; Metazoa; Chordata; Actinopteri; Gobiiformes; Gobiidae. The transcript has 8 exons. Gene Ontology annotation, cellular component: neuron projection. The record is from RefSeq and is a predicted model, not a curated record.
GUUGGAUUGUGUUCAGGACAACUGUCAGCACUUUUUUCCCAUCUCCAUCUUUGUACCGUUUUGGAUUUAUUCAUCGCUUCACGAAACACGCGCGCGUACCAGAAGAUGCAAGUCGGACGCAAACCGUGUUGGAGGCAGUUGCAGGCUUCUUUUUUCAGACUGCUGUGUCUUAUUCCAACAGGAUUCCCCGUCCGAAGUGUGGAUAUGCAGCGGACCACGGACAACAUCACCAUCCGCCAGGGCGACACGGCGAUCAUAAGGUGUUACGUGGACGAUAAAGUGUCCAGAGUGGCCUGGCUCAAUCGAUCCAACAUCAUCUUCGCAGGACAGGACAAGUGGUCUCUGGACCCCCGAGUAGAUCUGGUCACUAAGGGACAGCUGGAGUACAGCCUGCGCAUACAGAAGGUGGAUGUGUAUGAUGAAGGCUCGUAUACAUGCUCCAUACAGACGAAGCAGAAGCCCAAGACCUCACAUGUCUACCUCAUUGUACAAGUUCCGGCCAGUAUCUACAAAGUGUCCGAGGACGUGAUCGUGAACGAGGGCAGUAACGUCACGCUCAGCUGUUUGGCCAGCGGCAGACCAGACCCCAUCAUCACCUGGAGACUGCUCAACCCCUCAGCAGAGCCACUGGACGGAGAGGAGUUCUUGGACAUUAUCGGAAUCAUGCGAAACCAAGCGGGUCGAUACGAGUGCAAGGCCAGCAACGACGUGGCCACACCCGACUUCAAAUAUGUCAAUGUAGUGGUCAACUACCCUCCUACAAUACAGAAGAUCCAAAGCUCGGAGACUCCAGUGGGCAGAGUGGGCAUGCUGCAAUGUGAUGCCAAUGCUGUGCCCAAACCCGAGUUCGAAUGGUUCAAGGACGAAAAGAGGAUGACCAACACUCAGAGCAUCAACAUCCAGAUGCUGGGCACCACCACCAUCCUGGUCUUUUCCAACGUGAGUGAAGAGGAUUAUGGGAACUACACCUGUGUGGCCUCCAACCGACUGGGCAUCCAGUACGCCAGUGUCUUCCUCUUUAGACCUGGGACUGGCCGGGACAUCAACAGCUCCACCUGUGUAUCUAAGUCACUGUGGCUCAUGGUGGUCUGCAUUGCCCUCCUCUUCUUCAAGUGUUAAUAGCACUCUCCUCCCUGCGUCCUCGCCUCCUCCUCUUUCUCCUUCUCCCUUAGCGUCCUCUCCUCCUCCCUCUCCUUCUUCUCACCGCCAUCUUGACCUACGACC